This is a messenger RNA of Adelges cooleyi (spruce gall adelgid), 3180 nucleotides long. It is a transcript of the gene Zdhhc8, whose product is annotated as palmitoyltransferase ZDHHC8. The coding region runs from base 752 to 2563 and encodes 603 amino acids. Lineage: Eukaryota; Metazoa; Arthropoda; Insecta; Hemiptera; Adelgidae. Gene Ontology annotation, biological process: protein palmitoylation. The record is from RefSeq and is a predicted model, not a curated record. The transcript has 9 exons. Gene Ontology annotation, molecular function: palmitoyltransferase activity.
AGUACCGACUACUAACUUUGAAGUGAUUAAUUCGAGGCUUCAUUAUAGCCAAUACUACUACUUUAAUAGGUAUUAUAACAUAAUAUUGUGCACUUUGUAUGCAAGUCAGCUUAUUUAUUUAUUUUUAUAGUGUAAAAAAACUCAAGUGAUUAUAGUGACUUAUCCGGAGUAUUCUAAACUCUAAUCAGACGGCACAUUUGCUCAUCAGUCAUCACGGCCUAUCCUUCGCAGACACAGUGUCUUUCUGCUUUCCGUCAUUUUGAAAUAUUUCCAUUUGGUGUCAUGGCCAUACUGCUUAAACCAAACCACAUUAUCACAGACUAGCUGCAGUAGCCAGUAGCAGACUGCAGAGCAUACAUUUUGAUUUUCAAUCAUAAUACAUUUUAUUUUCAUAAUAUAAUAUGUUUUCUUUCGGUUCAGUAACUACUAGUUUUAAAAUAUCAACUUCGGUGUAUUGCACUGUACACAAGUUAUAAGUUACAUUGUAUUUGUUCAAUUAUGAUCAGCGAUUGGCGAACACCGACGUUGGCCACGGUACAACGACACUGUGAAUUGUUAUAGAAUAGUCAAAAUUCAACCACAAGUAUACAAAAAUGAGAGAAUACUGCACUUGGUCGUGCGGCUUCAACAAUAGCAAUAUCAUUUUUCUGGAUUCGACGUUUUCCGUUGUUUGGGCGUCAGAGAGGAUGUAAUAACCGAACAACUGUAUUCAAGUGGUGUAGGUUUCUAGUAACUUCGAGGAAACUGCACAAUGCCAAAAUGCGGCUUGCACACAAAGUAUUUGCCGGCGACUUUCGCAUGGAUACUAUUGCUCGGUACAACGGGUGCCUUUUUUUAUUACCCAUGUAGAUUUUUUGCUCAAAAAUAUCCAUGGAUACCGAUCGCCCAUGCAGUUAUAACGUUUUUUGUCAUAGCUAAUUUUACAUUGGCUACUUUUAUGGAUCCUGGAGUUAUACCUAAAGCACCAGAAGAUGAAGAUACUGGCGAUGACUUCCAGUCUCCACUGUAUAAAUCUACAGAAGUAAACACUAUACAAGUGCGAAUGAAAUGGUGUGCUACAUGUAGAUUUUAUAGGCCUCCAAGAUGUUCUCAUUGUAGUGUCUGCAACUGUUGCAUAGAAACUUUUGAUCAUCAUUGCCCUUGGGUUAAUAACUGUAUUGGGCGUCGCAACUAUCGCUACUUCUUUUUCUUCCUUAUAUCACUCAGCAUACAUAUGGCAUCUAUAUUCAGUGUAUGCUGUUUGUAUGUUCUAGUCCACAAGGAAACAAUCGGAGAUGUCGAUACAUUAGUUUCGUUAACAUUAUGUGGCUUGGUAAUUGUUUUAUUUAUACCAAUAUUUGGUUUGACUGGAUUCCAUGCUGUACUAGUGGCACGUGGUAGAACAACCAAUGAACAAGUUACUGGUAAAUUCAAAGGAGGUUACAAUCCAUUUUCACAUGGUUGUCGCUUGAAUUGUAUAUUUAUUUUAUUUGGACCUCAAUUUCCUAGUUUGUUAAAAGUGAAAAAGUCUAAGUAUCAAAAGCAUAAAAAACAAAUUCAAAACAGUUUUAAUGUUCCGCCACCGUUGUUAACUAAAGAAGAAAAUUGUGGGCCACCAGUUGCCAAAACCUAUUUGGAUAACAGUAAUGGCUUGCAUCAUUCCUCUAAUAGUUAUAAUAAGAUGUCUCCCGGGAGAGAUUGUCCAGAAUUGGAUAUUGAACUGACUGCUUCUCAGUCUCAAGACUGUGAGCCAACUCCACCACUACAACGGCAAGGAUCAAAAAAUAAUUUUUAUUUGCCAUCGUAUGAUACAACGGAUAGUACUAGGAUGAGUUACAUGACACGCACAGCCCCUCAUCCUACUAGGCCACGAAUGGGUGAAAUUGGUAGCAGUCUUUCAAGAGAGACCAUGUUUGAUCAAAACCGCCAGCCAAAUAUAGUAAUGCAAAGUCCGACUAUGCAACAGAGAAUGAAAGCAAUCGGAGUACCAACGCCUUUGACCAUGUCCAGUCCGUUAAGACGAUCAAACCCAGGAACUCCUACUCAGAUCAAACGCCCAGACUUCAUAGGAGUUGGAACGUCUUCAAAGCACUACGACUACCAAGAACGUAGCCCUCAGAGGCGUUUCCUGUCUGAAGGCGAUAUUUUGCGUGAACACGACAGACCCCCAUCGUAUCCACGUAUAAACAACACUGUAGACAACAUCCAAGAGUUAGCGGGAUCACCUCAACGCGGUGUAUACACGUGGAAAGACACUCCUGGAACUACCGGUUCAUACUAUGUUCCUAGACAAGCUCCAUCAUUUAACUACUGCGCGGCUCAUAACGACUAUCGAUCUAAUCCGACCAGUCCCACUACUAAGAGUUAUUAUCCCGUUCGAGGCGGUGUGCCAGUAUACCCCCCACAACCUUCGCCUGUAGGAAAAAAGAAGCCUCCCCCCGUGCAAAACAGAAGACCAAUGUCUUUUGCCAGAGCUUUAGAUCACGAUAAUAUGGAAAUGUCAAUUAAUAGAGGAAAUAACACUGACAGCGGGAGCCCUGAUAGAAAAAGUGCGUACGACAAAAACUAUGAGAUAUCCGUGUAAACGUGUUGUUUCCAAAUAACUUUUUGUAUAUUAUUAUGUUAGGUUAUUUUAAGUUAUGUGCAUUUUGUACAAACUAAUGUUGAUUGUAAAUAUAUACAUUUUUUUUUUUAAAUAAAAAAAAUUACAAGUUAUUGCCGGUAAAGUCGUGUGUUACAGGGUGUUAAAAAGAAAAUUAUGUUUCAUAGCGAACAAUUAUUAUUUAGUUAAAAUUACAUUUUUAUAUCAUCAUAACUAAAGACUCAAUCUAUGUAUAAAUAUAUGUAUACAUCAUAAUAUAUUGCGGCUAAUCAACUUAAAGAUUUUUGUCAUAGUUAAGCAUUUAAAUAAUAUUCUAAAAUGAUUUACUAUGUACAGAAAUAUAUAUGGAACAAAUCUAAUUGGUUACAAUUUUAAUAAUAACUAUAAUAAAAAUAAAAAUUGUACUAUCCUAUAAUUAUGUUACAAUUUAAAAAUAUUUUUAAGUUCAUGUUUGACGAGUAUUUAUUGUGUAAAGUAAGCGAAGUUCUAAUAAUUUGCCGACACUUCUGUAAGCACCCUGUACUGUUUUUAUAGUUUUUACUAACAUUGCGAAAUUUAGAUAACAAUUGUUUUCCUUCUCUUUUUGUACUUUGAAAAUU